Molecule: messenger RNA, 330 nt
Organism: Strongylus vulgaris
Lineage: Eukaryota; Metazoa; Nematoda; Chromadorea; Rhabditida; Strongylidae
Source: the annotation of a GenBank genome assembly
AUGAGCAUGCUGCCUCGAUGUAAAUCAAUGGCAAGUCAUGAAGAAGAAGCAGCUAUUAUUACUUCUGAGAUGAAAUCUCCAUCGACACCAUGCUUUACCGACGAAGAUGGCACGGAUGAAGAGGAGGACAGGCAAUUAUUAGCUUCAUAUUCUGCAGGAUCUAAUAAUUGUCUCACGGAUACUGCUUUUCAAGCUGAAGAAAACGGUGGUAUGCAAGAGAAGCGUGUUACAAGAUCUUCAUCUAAGGUACCUGAUUGCUGUGUUGUUGCUCUUCGUCUUUCAAGCAAUGUUAAAGUGUACCUAAUGCGUCAAAAUGCAAACCUGAUUUAG